AUGAACAACCCGCUGAAAUAUGAGGUUCAUGCCUUUAUCACCAGAUCCCAUGCAAGUCUCAUCGACAAGAACAUCCUUCAGCGCUUCCAAAAUGUGACUGGCCGCGAGCCGCAUCACUUUUUGCGUAGGGGUAUCGUCUUCAGCCAUCGAGACUUGGAGAUCAUACUUGAUAAAUAUGAACGCAAGGAACCAUUUUAUCUCUUCACUGGACGCGGUCCAAGCAGUGAGAGUCUGCAUCUUGGGCAUUCUAUACCGUUCGAAUUCACAAAAUGGCUUCAAGAUGUUUUCGAUGCUCCGCUUAUCAUGAUGCUCACCGAUGACAUGAAGCUUCUACAUUCUGCUUCCUUGGAUGUACACACAGUGAAGCGAUACACAGUGGAUAACGCCAAAGACAUACUUGCCUUCUCAUUCAAUCCGCAAAAGACAUUUAUGUUUUCGAAUCUCGAUUUCGUCGGAGGGGCAUUUUAUCAGAAUAUCAUUCGCAUUGCCCGUAUGAUCAAAGUCUCGGACAUUAAACAGGCGCUUGGCUUUGAGGAUGAACACAAUGUCGGCAUGUUCUAUUGCUGCUCAACUCAAAGCGCAGGCACAUUCGCAACGUCCUUCCCCGAUAUCCUUGGACAGGAAGACCGAGUCUUACUUCAAAAGAUGGGAUGUCUGAUUGCCUGCUCUUGGGAUAUCGACGGCUAUUUCAGCGAGGUGAGAAAGUAUGCCGAAGCUUUGGGCUCUCAACGAGCUGCUUUCCUCUACUCAAGCCUUCUGCCUUCUUUGCAAGGGCCAGAGGCGAAGAUGUCAGCUUCAGUCCCUGUGUCAGCAGUCUUUCUGACUGAUGAACGCGCAUUGGUGCGACAAAAGAUUGAGCUUGCCUUCCCUGACGAUGCGAGCUUCAACGUAGAAACGCUCUUUGAGUACCUGAACUUCUUUCUGGAGAAUGAUGAAGAGUUGGCACGAUUGGAGAUUGGAUUUGAGCAGGGUACCGUGCAGUCAAUCAAGCUCAGGGAGUCUCUUAUAGUUGCAGUACAGCAGACUGUGUCGUCAUUCCAGAAGAGCAGGGCUCAAAUCACCGACAACUAUCUGGACGAGAUCAUGACACGAAGGCUAAUUCGGUGAUGGUAACAG
This is a messenger RNA of Aureobasidium pullulans EXF-150, 1116 nucleotides long. Its product is annotated as tryptophanyl-tRNA synthetase. The coding region runs from base 1 to 1107 and encodes 368 amino acids. Gene Ontology annotation, cellular component: cytoplasm. The transcript has 2 exons. Gene Ontology annotation, molecular function: tryptophan-tRNA ligase activity; ATP binding. Gene Ontology annotation, biological process: tryptophanyl-tRNA aminoacylation. The record is from RefSeq and is a predicted model, not a curated record. NCBI's taxonomy places the organism in Eukaryota, Fungi, Ascomycota, Dothideomycetes, Dothideales, Saccotheciaceae.